Molecule: messenger RNA, 7069 nt
Organism: Syngnathoides biaculeatus (alligator pipefish)
Lineage: Eukaryota; Metazoa; Chordata; Actinopteri; Syngnathiformes; Syngnathidae
Gene: eef1db
Product: eukaryotic translation elongation factor 1 delta b (guanine nucleotide exchange protein)
Exons: 10
Coding region: 346-1239 (297 amino acids)
Biological process (GO): translational elongation
Cellular component (GO): eukaryotic translation elongation factor 1 complex; cytosol
Molecular function (GO): guanyl-nucleotide exchange factor activity; translation elongation factor activity
Source: RefSeq, a predicted model, not a curated record
AUGGCGGCCAACUGGCUUCAACCAUUCGACAUACCGCUCGAUGUGUAUGCGCUAUCCAAGUCUUUUUCUUAGAGCAGUAGUUUGAUUUCUGACUUCAUUUUGACGUCACAUAAUGAGGAAGGCAUCGACGUGUCUUCCCCUUCCCCCAUCAUCUUCUUAGCUCAAUCCCAUGCGCACAGCCUCUACUUCCCUUUUCCACUUUUUACUUGGCCUAAGACGUUCAUGUCACAGCCUGUUUCGGUAACGACGACACCUAAAAAUCCAACAUUAAUCCUGACCUAUUAGAUUGUAGUGGACUGCCCUGCGGCAUAGAAGCCUAUCCUGCCAGUAAAAAUAUUAGUCAACAUGAGCGCUGUCAACUUUCUGACCAAGGAGAAGAUCUGGUUUGACAAAUAUCGAUACGAUGAGGCAGAAAGACGCUUCUUCGAGCGUGUGAUCAACUCCCCACAAACAACGCGGGCAGUAUGUGAUGCUGGAGCUAACGCGAUCCUUCAGGACAUCGCACGUGCCCGGGAGAACAUACAGAAGUCACUUGCAGGAAGCACUAGCAGCAGUAGCACAGCUGAUCAAGAAUUGGUUUCUCGAAUCAAGAGCCUGGAGCUGGAGAACAAGGGCUUAAAUAAAGGCUCAUUACUUUUUGACUGCCCUCAUACAUGCUGUGUGGAAAAACAUGAACAUUUUGUGAUUGAAGACUUGAGGGCAUCACUGUCCAAGCUGGAAUGUCGAGUUACAGCCUUGGAGAAAUCUCCUGCAGCUUUAGCACCAGCUCCCACUCCUUCAAUCCACAACACAAAUGGGACUACCAUCCAGCAGUCUGGCUGUUCUGCCGCAAAAGAGGUGGAGGAUGAUGAUGAUGUAGACUUGUUUGGUAGUGAUGAUGAUGAAGAGGCAGAGAAACUCAAAGAGCAAAGGUUGAAAGAGUAUGCAGAGAGAAAGGCCAAGAAGCCCACUGUCAUCGCUAAGUCCUCUAUUUUACUGGACGUCAAACCAUGGGAUGACGAGACUGACAUGGCAAAGCUGGAGGAGUGCGUGCGCUCAGUGCAAGCUGAUGGUCUGUUAUGGGGAAUGUCCAAACUGGUUCCAGUGGGUUAUGGCAUCAAGAAGCUCCAGAUCUCGUGUGUAGUGGAAGAUGAGAAGGUUGGAACAGACAUGUUGGAAGAGGAAAUCACCAAGUUUGAAGACUACGCCCCUGCAGAUGCGGAAGAGUCAAUGCUGUCACCCGAGGAACGGCAACAAUGAGACAAGAUGGUCACUGCUUCUAUUGUGGACGGGCGGGCAAUCACGUGACUCGCCGCCCGGCCAAACCAGCGGGUCCCGCACUCAGAGUAUCGACCACGGUGAGUCUGAACCACGCCUCGGUCUGUUCGGCUCGAACCCUACUUCGUGUGACAUUAACUUCAGGCGGACAGUUUCGCACGGCUACAGUGUUCAUCGAAUCCGGCUCAGACGCCAAACUCCUAAAUCCUCGGUUCAUUAGCAGUAUGGGCCGAGAGACCUUCAAAACACAACACCUCCAGAACGCAUAUGCGGCUAAUGGCACGUUUUUAUGCAAAAUAACCCACUGCACCCAGACGCUCAACAUGAAAUUUCCAGAUUCGCAUGCUCGAUUGAUUGCUAGGUUCGCAUGUGUUCGAUACCCAGAACAGUGAUAUUAUCCUGCUGAAGUCCAUGUUUAAGGUUGCAUAACCCCAAAUCGACUGGUUGACUGGUCGUCCGGACAAAUUAAGUCUUGGGGGCCGAAAUGCGACAUCAUUUGCCUCUCAUCCCAUAGGAGGGAGGGUGCGAAUGUCGCCUCUGACACUGCAUGGACCCUGCAGCAGGAGGCAGAUCUAACACUAGUGUCCCUCAGUUAUCUAGAUCUCAAAGAGGUGUUUUCCAAAGUUAAGGCCAAGUCUCUUCCGUUACACAGGCUGUAUGAUUGCACGAUAGACUUGUUACCUGGCACCUCAGCCCCUCGAGGGAGACUAUAUUCUCUUUCAGGUCCAGAACACCAGGCCAUGAGGGAAUAUGUGGAAGAGUCGCUGGCGGCGGGACUUAUCCGACCCUCGUCCUCACCGGCCGGAGCUGGCUUCUUCUUUGUGAAGAAAAAGGACAAGUCCCUAAGACCUAGUAUUGAUUACCAAGGACUGAACGGUACUGUAUUACUGUCAAAAACAGAUACCCUCUUCCCCUCAUUUCCACAGCCUUUGAGCUCCUGAAGGGUGCCAAAAUCUUUACUAAAAUGGAUUUGUGAUGCGCCUAUCACCUGGUGCGCAUAAGGGAGGGGAACGAGUGGAAGACCGCCUUCAACGCGCCCACUGGGCAUUACGAAUAUCUCACGCGCCAGCCGUUUUCCAGAACCUCGUCAGCGAUAUGCUUCCCUAAAUGCUCAACCGCCAUGUCUUUGUAUAUUUGGACGGCAUUCUGAUCUUCUCACCAGACGAAUCAACUCAUGUCAAGCACGUCCAAGCGGUUUUGCAACAGUUGCUCCAUCACCGAUUGUAUGUAGAAGCAGAUAGAUGCGAGUUACACCAAACAUCUGUGUUGUUUUUUUUGGGAUUCAUCCUGGCGGAGGGCAAGGUCCGCAUGGACCCCCACAAGGUGGAGACCAUCCUCCGCUGGCCGCUAACCCCCAGCUCACAUAAGGAGGUUCAGAGGUUUAUUGGAUUAACAAAUUUUUAUAGAAAAUUCAUCCAAAACUUUAGCGCGGUUGUGGCACCGUUGCACGCAUUCAUGGCGGCCCAUAGCACGUUCAGUUGGAACCCAAGUUGCCACGCUGCCUUCCGUAAACUUAAGCCCAUCUUUGAACCCGCUCCAAUUCUCAUUCUGCCGGAUCCUGAUCAGCCAUUCAUUGUCGAGGUGAAUGCGUCAAAUUCAUGAAUAGGGGCAGUUCUAUCAGAGAAGUCAGAACGAUGGCAGGAUACACCUCUGUGCCUUCCUAUCUAAAAAAAUUGACACCCACCAAAAGUAACUAUGGUAUUGGAGACCGGGAACUCUUAGCAGUUAAAACAGCAAUGACGGAAUGGAGACACUGGUUGGAGGGGUCCCAGCUUCCUUUCUUUGUUUUUACCAACCACAAAAAUCUUGAAUACUUGAAAUCCAUCGAAAGACUAAAUGCCAGGCAAGCCAGAUGCGCUCUCUUAUUCACGUGGUUUCACUUUGUGGUUUCCUUUCAGCCGGGAUCAAAGAACGGCAAAUCUGAUGCGCUGUCGUGGUUCCAUGAUAGCGAAAAAAUGGAAUCAGAACCGAUGACCAUCCUCCCCAAUGCGUGUUUUGUAUCGUCAUUUAGCUGGGAGAUAGAAACAGCGGUAUAGGAUGCACUUAGGGAUACUCAAACCCUGCGUGGAUGCCCUGAUGGCAGGCUAUUCGUCAUUUCCCCAUUACGGGCCAGCGUAAUAAGAUGGGCACACACCAACUGCACUGUAUGUCACCUGGGCAUAGCCGCUUUUGGUGGCCGAAUAGCAAGAAAGAUGUUAGAGAGUACAUUAAUGCCUGCCUAUUGUGCGCCACACACAAGCCCUCCCGACAGCAUCCCGCCGGGGAAUCACACCCACUAUCCAUUCCACGACGCCCGUCGUCGCACAUCUCAUUAGACUUUGUGACAGGACUACCGGUGUCUAGGGGUCACACCACAGUCCUCACGGUAGUAGACCAGUUUUCCAAGAUGGCUCACUAUCGCACUACCAAAACUUCCCUCUGCAAAGCAGACGGCCAAACUCAUGAUGACCAACGUGGUCAGACUACAUGGCCUCCCCUCUGACGUGGUAUCCGACACGGGCCUUCAAUUCGUCUCCCGAUUCUGGAAAGAAUUUUGCUCCCUUAUAGGGGCAACCGUGAGCCUUUCUUCAGCCCGUUAUCCGGAAUCCAAUGGCCAGACUGAACAGGUAAUACCAGGACCUUGAAAUUGGGGUCUGAUGCCUUUUCGCGACCCGAGUUCGUGGAGUCAACAGUUAAGUUUGGUCGAGUCUUUACAUAACUCCCUUCCCUCUGGUUCUACCAGGAUGUCAUGGAUGUGCCGGUCCUGUUAUAGCUGUGCCAGUGCCCGAUUCUGUGCGCACCUGCUCCAAUCAGCAACGGCGCCUCGUCUCUGUAAUUAUGUUUCACGUAUUUAUGGCCACAUGUGUGGUCUAAUCAUUGCCAGAUCAUUGAUCCCAUGUCAUGUUCCUGCAACUUCAUGUCUUUGCUCUUGCUAUCCCGUGUACCGAACUCCGCCUGGUUCUUGACCUUCCUCUUACGCCUGCCAAUUCUGCUACUGCUGCCCCCAUGGACUGCCUACUGUUUUGACCUUGGAUCGAAUAAAGACGCUUCCCAAACUGCGCCUAAGUCUCAUGAGUCGUGGAUUGGGGUUCAACCACGAAUUUUGGCCAUGGCAAAAAUGGUAGAAGGCAUAUUUAUUUCAGUUUCAUACAUUAUAGAUUCAUUAAAUAUCAAAGUGCAGGGUCGAAAAACUAUGUGAUUCUAUUAAUUAAACAAUAGGUUGAGCCUCCAAACGGGGGGAUGAUUCACAUCAGGUAAUAUUUAUAGAGGAUACCAAACUCAAAACUGUGUGUUUUAUAGAGCAGAGAAGCUUAAACCAGUUCCACUAAACUCUUCUCAAUGAAUGGAGCUUAAGGUUGGCUGACAAUUAUUUUUUUGAUGUCAUUAGCCCAAGGGUUCACAUUCUUAUUCCACCCUGCACUAUUACUGUUACAUACAGCCACUAGCACGAUAGAUUGCUGAGACCCAGUACGUUUUUUUGUUUUGCGUGCUUGCAAGCCGUAUCGAAUUCAAACUACAUGAUCAUACAGUAAACACCCUGCUGUAUUGCAAGUUCUCCCACUUAGAAAUCAUGAAGGGUUCUGAAAUUUUCAUCGUAGGUGGAUGAGACCAAAAUGGACCUUUUUGGUCAUAAUUCCACUAUCCGUGUUUGGAGGAAGACAAAUGUUGAGUUCCAUCCCAAGAACACCAUCCCUACUGUGAAGGAUGGGGGUGGUAGCAUCAUUCUUUGGGGGUGUUUUUCUGCACAUGGGACAGGACGACUGCACUGUAUUAAGGAGAGGAUGACUCCGGCCAUGUAUUGUGAGAUUUUGGGGAACAACUGCUUUUCCUUAGUCAGAGCAUUGAAGAUGGGUUGUGGCUGGGUCUUUCAACAUGACAAUGAGCUGAAGCACACAGCCAGGAAAACCAAGGAGUUGCUUCAUAAGAAGCAUAUCAAGGUUCUGGCGUGGCCUAGCCAUUCUCCAGAUCUAAACCCAGUAGAAAAUCUUUGGAUGGAGCUGAAACUCUGUGUUUCUCAGCGACAGCCCAGAAACCUGUCUGAUCUAGAUCAUCUGUGUGGAGUAGUGGGCCAAAAUCCUUCCUGCAGUGUGCGCAAACCUGGUGAACAACUCCAGAAAAUGUUUGACCUCUGUAAUUGCAAACAAAGGCUAUUGUACCAAAUAUUAACAUUGGUUUUUCUCAGGUGUUCAAAUAAUUAUUUGCAGCUGUACCACACAACUAAAUCGUUGAAAAAAAAAAAUCAUACAUUGUGAUUCCUGGAUUUUUCUUAUUCGAUUAUCUCUCACACAGUGGACAUGCACCUACGAUGAAAAUUUCAGACCCCUCCAUGAUUUCUAAGUGGAGGAACUUGCUAUAUAGCAGGGUGUUCAAAUACCUAUUUUCUUCACUGUAUUUCAUCCAUGUUAAAAACUUGGGUCCGCCAUCACUGAUGAGUUUAGGAAACCUUUUCUCCACGUAACGACGAGCAGCAGCAUACAGUGGCACGUUCCUGAGGCUGUAUCUUAUUUGACUUUUUUAACCAGCCUUUGCUGGCCAAAAAGCCUUGUCCUCGAGGGUGGCGAAUAACACUCCAACAAGGAGAAAAGUGUCCUGUCCAGAGCCCUGGAGGGCAUUCCAGUAGGUACCACAGUCCCCAUGCCAUUUGCUGCACAAAGUGGUUUAUUCCUCCCACUUGAUUCAAAAAAGGAUAAAAGUGCUCCCAAAUAGGACACCAUUCCUCCCGCUGGAUCCCUAAAAGGAUAAACCUGGAUGCGGAGUCACCACCUCUUUGGCGCUGGGGAGGAAGCUUUCAUGGGGCAAAACACUGAGCCGACUGUAACUACUGUACAUAAAAAAAAUGUUUCACUUAAAAACAUUAUCACAAGUAUAACACUUAGAUACAGUACAUAUGUGAGACAGUCAACAGCGUGGAUGAGACAACGAAGAAAACAAGUAAAUGGUUGGGACAAGGGAAGUUGCUGGGUUAGGCUUCGAUGAUGUGCAACAAAUCAGCUCGUGGGAUAAAGCCACUCGUGCUCUCAUUGGGCGAUGUAGCACUAAGAACCAACCACGCACCUGGUAUCAACGUGUCUUUCCACAAUAUGCCGAUCUAUUUCUUUUUUUUAUUAUUAAAAACCCACAAAGCAUUUAAGCUGCAUAAAGUGUUCCGCUAAGUAGCGAGCAAAUCCUGUAUGCUGCUGUGCUUGUGUGUGUCGUGACCUACGUAUUGCCCUGUGCAGCACCUUUGUGUUACUUGCCGUGCACAUCUAAGAAAAAAAUCUGUGCGGAUACAGACAUGGAGAUCAUCUCAUGAUGUGAUGACAUACUGUUAUCCCCUGGAUCACAUACCACCUCCGCCUUCUUAAUCGAUUUUGCAGAAUAAAAAAAAUUAUCUUGUCAGUUAGGUCAAUCUGUUUAGGAGACACUGUUUCACGGUCGCCAUUAUUCCUUUGUUCCUUGUUACGGAAAGGAAAGUAAAAAAAAUUGCUACUGGAAAUGACUAAAAAGUGCUGAGGAAACUUCACCCUGUGGCAUCCUAGCAGCCGUAGCCACACUGCUAACUUGAAGAACUGCGCAUGUGGGAUACACUCAAGUUUAAAGGGAAACUACGCACUGAAUAGCCGCAGUGAAUUCAGCGCUGUCUCCACCGUCGCGAGUAUGAAAAGGCCUUUAGUUCUCAAGACAUUGAGUUGAAUCUUUUCUGCAAACAAUAUGGGUGAAUGUUUUUUUUCCAAGGAUUUUAAAUAGAAUUUACAAAAUAGAAUUGACAACAUCCACUCUCAUCUCCCACGAAGUAUUCAUUUUAUUCACUUUCUACCAAAUUAAUCCAAGUGUUUUGUGCUUGCUCUUGCUG